Molecule: messenger RNA, 1301 nt
Organism: Caenorhabditis sp. 36 PRJEB53466
Lineage: Eukaryota; Metazoa; Nematoda; Chromadorea; Rhabditida; Rhabditidae
Source: the annotation of a GenBank genome assembly
AUGCAGUUUAAUGUGGCAUCGGAUAAAGCUCCUUCAAGACCAUCAACGCCUGCUGACGUUGAAGGUUUGAUAUUCAUUGAACACCCCAUAUAUUUAAUUUUUGUUUUAGGCCCUACACCUAGAAAGAGGCGAAAGAUUGAUCUAGAGUUGGAACCGGUUCCUGUAGAUGGAGAUUUGGUUUCUAGAAUAAGCCAAUAUGCUUGGUUUUACACGAAAGAAAACAAUGUGAAACGAUCGGCAAUCCCGGUGACAAAAACUCUUGCAAUCACAUACCGUCAUGGGGAAAACAAGGAUUUUGCAAAAGGCGAUUGCAUUACACUUUCGUCAUAUCAAAACCAGCAAGUGGUUGUUAAUACUUGCGUAGUACUCAUUGAUGAUUCCCUGGAUCUAAUUUUGCUUCAAUCGAAAACCGCCGAACUCUGCGAUAGAGAUUUGAUAAUGGAUGCAGCUCAGCCUAACAAAGGCAUGAAAUACAUUUUGGUAAGUUUAACUAACAAACGACUUGAAAAUGAAUUUCCUUACGUUUGAGCACCUUUUUAGCUCGAAAAACGCAAUUCUAGUUUUUUGGACUUUUGCGCUGUUUUCGACCCUUCCCCGGGGCGCAUAGGAAAAUUUGACACUGGAUUACGGCUUCCCUAGGGUACACCUACAACUCAUAAAACAAAGUUUUCCGAAACUCCAUGUACCCUCCGGAGGUCUCCCUUGUAAGUUAUGUAACUUAUGACUUAUGUAACUUAUGUAACUUAUGAAUUUUGAUUAUUAUCUACACUGAAAUGAUUUCAGAUGGGAUAUUCGGUUAUUCAUGGCAGAACAUCGCACAUCUCAUUCUCCGCAGGAGUAAUAUCGAGCGACAUUACAUCAAGACUGCGUGUGCUAGGCUCGAGUGGCUCUUUCAAAGGCGACAGCGGUGGAAGUUGCUGGAGCGAAGAUGGAAGGUUGAUCGGGAUGCAGGUCAGACCUGUGCGGGAUAGAAUUUUUUUCAAAAUGCGGGGUGCGGGAUGUGGGAUCAACUUAUUUUUUGCGGGAUGCAGGAUUCAGUUGAUUUUUGCGGGAUGCGGGAUUAGAGCAGCGCGGGAUUUGACAAAAAUUCAAAAACCAAAAUUGCAGGUUGAGACUGAAAAAAUUCCGCAUACAACGGACAAUAAUGGUCGACCGGCAUCUCCGGCAUCGGGUGGACGAUGUGGCAUUAUUCCGAUCACAAAUAUUCAUGCAAGAAUUGGGGUAAGCUUUACUUAAUGCAACACCAUUAAAUAAAUCAAUGACUUUAGGACUUUUUACCACCGGAAGAAGAUGUCGAUUAG